Molecule: messenger RNA, 722 nt
Organism: Diatraea saccharalis (sugarcane borer)
Lineage: Eukaryota; Metazoa; Arthropoda; Insecta; Lepidoptera; Crambidae
Source: the annotation of a GenBank genome assembly
AGAGUUCAGUUCUCAUUGAUUCAAUAAAAGUAUUAAAAGUUUUCUCCCUUUUGAUUUAUGUAAUUGUGUUAUUAGGAAUUCAAAUUAAAGUGUGAUUAAUUUAUAAAAAAGGAUAUAUAUAUUGUUCAUACGACUAAUAAAUAACUUUAUUUAUAAUCUGAAAAUGGUUAACGUUGUGAGGAAAGCAAAAGAGUUCAUCAGUUACUGGUACCUCAGAUAUCUAUUAGCAACAGAACUCUACAUUGUGGAACCCUGGGAGAAAGUUGUGAUACAUUUGUUAUAUGCCAUAAUAUUUGGACUGUUAUGGUAUUUCAAUACUGCUAUUGUCCUAGAUGGAUUAGCUAGGCUAAGGAAUACAUCAAAUUUGGAACUUAUUAACUAAUGUAAAAAUGUUUGAAAUUUCAAACAAAAAACCAAAUGAAUUAAAGUUUGUUACAAUUCAAACAAAUCAAACUCUUUUAAGUUAAGGUUGAUUAGUGGAAAGGUUAGUAUCAAAUGCAAUUUAAGGAAUAAGAAAGUUGAAAAAACCAAAUUCUGCAUUUAUAACCACAUUUGUUGAUGAGCCUAUAACAAGAAACAAGAUUGUCUGUAAAAUAAAAAUAAAAAAAUCUUUAAAAUUUAAUUGACUUAUUACAGAUAUCAUUCCAGGUUGAUAUUAUACAUUUUAAUGUUAUAAUUAUGUUCAUUAUUAUUAUAAGUUAAUAAAAUAUGUAACUAAUUUA